AUGUCCGAAUCUAGCCCUCUUUUAAGUGGCAGUAGCGCUGUAUCUACGACAAGUGUAAACACCCGUGGCAAGUUUGGGCCGCAGCGGACGUCUUUUACCAAUCAAAAGCUCAAAAUCCUGCCGCAGGGUCCGGAAACGUUCGAGGACGAUGAGCAAGAAACCCCGGCAGAAGUAUAUUCUCAAUUGCGCCAGAUCACCGAUUCUGUAGCCAGAAAGGAUGCCGAACGACUGGGCAAGGCCCAUCGCAAGCUGUUGCCCCGUGUGACCGCCUACUGCACGGCCGGAUCGUAUCGCAUGAACGAACUGAAUCGAUACCUCUCUGGUCGUACAGCAAAUCAUGCUGAGCCUAAAUUGAUUGACGAAUGUCUCUAUACUCCUUAUACUUAUUUGCGGCCCGGUGAGGAGCCUACGACCGGGCCCACUCGACUUACUGACGAAGGCGGCGAGAUUGAUACGUCGUACAGACGCAGUGAUCUAUUUAUUUUCCAGUACGGCGUGGUGGUUAUGUGGGGAUUCCGCCAGGAUGAAGAGCAACGGGUACUGCAAGAGCUGGCUCGUUUUGAGCGGGAGAAGCUGGCCUACGAGGACGUGCACGUCGAGGAGUUCAACUAUUACAUUACUCAAUCGUACCAGCCCCGCAUUUACAAUGACUUUUUCGCCCUGCGGGACCAUAAUUACAUGACCAAGCUGUCGAUUUCACACGCCAUUGCUCAGAGUGCAAAGAUCUCGCUGUUUGAGGAGCUGGUGGACAAUACGAUCUCCGACACUCAGGAUUUUCCCCUGGAAAUUGCAGAAACAGGUAAAAUCGACAUGUCUCGUAGAGAUAUUAUGAAGAGCAUCGGCGAGCUUUUCAUUUUGCGCGUCAAUGUUAAUCUGCAUGGCUCGGUCCUCGACUCUCCGGAGCUCAUGUGGGCCGAACCUCAGCUCGAGCCAAUCUACCAAGCAACUCGAGGAUACCUUGAAAUCAGCCAACGGGUCCAGCUCCUAAACACCCGCUUGGAAGUUGUCAACGAUUUGCUCCAGAUGCUCAAAGAGCAGCUUGGACAAGUGCAUGGCGAGUACUUGGAAAUCAUUGUUAUCGUGCUCAUUGCUGCCGAGAUCGUGGUGGCUCUUAUUAACGUUAUUGUGGAUGUAUAUGCUCAAGAGUAA
This is a messenger RNA of Wickerhamiella sorbophila, 1149 nucleotides long. RefSeq names its product Sporulation protein RMD1. NCBI's taxonomy places the organism in Eukaryota, Fungi, Ascomycota, Dipodascomycetes, Dipodascales, Trichomonascaceae. Bases 1 to 1149 code for a protein of 382 amino acids. The transcript has a single exon. The record is from RefSeq and is a predicted model, not a curated record.